UUAGUAUUUACUAUCCAAGUGGUCGCAAAAGUAGGUUCAUCACCGAUGAAAAGGAGAAGAAGGUCUGCAAAAUUGUUUUUAGGGGAAAAGACAUAGGCAGUGGAUUGAGGGACUUUUUAAAGACAAGUCAUCCAGAAGAACUAAUUGAGGGUUCUGUAGCAAUUUUAGGUGAUGAAUGCAAAACCUUGUGCAAGAGAAAUUCUGGAAGUGUGCUUCAAGACAAAUCAAUUCAAAAUGUUAUGGAAUUCACUUGGGACAAACUGUACACAGAACUACAAAUACGUGCCCCUAAUAUCCUGAAGAUAGUAUCAGCAAUGGUUAAUGACAUUCCAAUCCAAGUGAAUAACAAACCAUUUCAACUUGUAAUGUACACUUUGUCCCAGAUUCUGCAUGCCAGAUCUCAAGAAAUGUCUUUAGUACAGUACUUGUCAGGACUAGUGUUAAUGCAUGGAGGAUGCACCCUUAAGGAUAUCGAGAGGAUUGCCAAAUUUGGUGCUUCAGUUCACCCAGAAACAUUGCGAAGAAAGCUGAAUUCAUGGGACGAAUACUUGGACGAAGAACUACUUAAGUACAAAACAGAAUGGAGUCGAGGAGGAAACAAGAAAUAUCAGCUAAUUGGAGACAAUUGGGAUAGAAAUAUUAUUCCAUCUUCUCGUACAUCUCAAGACAAGACAUUGUCUUUGCACCUGUUUCAAGUUAUUGGAGUCGUUGAUAGGGUGGAUUCUCUGAAUUGUGCUUUUGAUCCACAGCUCCUAGAUAUUUUAGAAUUAACUCCUGUGGAUUUUAUUCCCUCAGUAGCUGAUCAGGACAUUCUUCUGCAUGAGUUGACCUUUUUAGUGGCCAAUGCAGUGAUUGCAAAUAUUGAGCAGCUGAACGGAGCAUUUGGAUAUAUAUAUCCAAAACACUUGAAUCACAAGUAUAGUGAAUUCUCAGGAAUGAAAACGGAACAAUAUUCUUUGGGACUUUUUGAUUGUAAUGAAAUGGUUACCCAAGAUGUGAUCAGGCUACUAAAGGACAUAUCAAAGAAGUAUGUGCCCAUUGACGAUGCUGGGGAAAUAGUUGAGGAAGUGUUUUUGGAGGCAAGUAAAAAUUAAUAGGGGAACAUUUCAAGAGGAACAUCAACAGCAGGGCUCAAAAUUAACAUAUGCUUAUCACUGACUGGAUAAAAGUCUGGCAGACUGAUUGACAUUUGUUUUAGAGACAGAUUGACUGAUGAGAGAAUACAGAGUGCCCAAGAAGCUAUGACCAAUAAUGAAAAUCCAUUGGAUAAGUUUGAAGGAUUCAUUUCCAAAAUUGAAGAUUUUCAUCGGCUCAUGAACUUCCUUGAGGCAAUUGUGUUGCAAACAUACAGCACCCAGUCAGCAAAUGACAGAGGAACAGUGUAUUAUUAUAAGAACAUAUUAAAUGCACGCAAUGUGAAGGGGAAAGUAAAGAACUCUUACAGAGGAUAUAAAAUGCUAUACCGUACUAUAUUUGAUGCUAUGUGUUGUGCAUUUUUCUUGAAAGAGUUUGGACUUCUUAACUUAACAGAGAGCAUACCACUGCCUGAUGAAUUCUCCAAAUGGACAGGAGAGGAAAAAAUACAGUGGAUGAAUAACAUAUGUGAACGAAUUGUGAACAAGUGGUUUUUUGGAGACAGUGACUUGUUUGAAGAGUUGCGACAAGUAUUGUCUGAUCCAGAUCAUGAAGAAAAUUAUUGGUUCGGGAACUUUAAAGAUGGUCGCUUUUCCUGCCACUACUGUGAAAAAACUUACUGUCAUAUCAAAAGUGCAGAAUUUCAUGAAAAAGAAGUCCAUGGCCAUUCCAAACCAGCAUUACGAAAAAGUAAACAAGCAAACCUAUUGCAAGAUGAACUUUUUGAUUAUUUGAUAGCCCUUUUCCGUCUGUCAGCAUUACAUCGAAAUCUUGAUACGGCAGUGGAUAUGGCUGAUGGCUAUAGAUCUAUUCGCUCAGCUAAGUACGAGACCCCGCUGUACAACAAGACCCACAAAACAAAAUAUCUUAUCGGCAGCAUCCAUUUAACAGGCCUCAUAUCAGGAACCUUGCCGCCUCCUCAAACAGAGAGACUUAUUGCAAAUCGCUGUAUAAAUUUGUCAGGUGGGAAGAACUCGAACAUGGCACUAGAUGAGUAUGUAGAACUAGUCAACAGAGAUACAAAAAACACUUGUUCUGGAUUCCAAACAAAGGAGAGUAUAAUUGCGCACUCGAAACAAUUUCCUCUUUUAAUCAAAGCUGUGAAAAAUUUGGACAUGAUUAAUGAUGUACAUAGAAGAAAAGGAUUCCACAACAUACCUUCAUAUAAAUCUGAUGUUCGGAAGAUUGUACAAGACCUUUUUGACAUCGAUGGUUUUUCCCAACAUAAAGGACGCAAGCUCAAGUGCAGAGAACUAGUCCAGAAAAGCAAUCCAUUUGCAGACAGUUAUAAACAGUUGGUGAACAUGAUAUACAGACAUAAACCUUUACUUCCAUUCCGUCGAUUAAGGAAUAAACAACUAUAAUGAUGUGAUUGUUUAUCUACCUGGUACAUGAGACAUAAAAUCAAAUUAAAUAUUAUGGAGGAUUAUCGCCAAGACUUGUCCUAUUUACAUGCACACAUAUACAAUGUACAGUAAUUAAAUUUUCAAAUGGAAUAAACAUGGAUUUAAUCAA
Messenger RNA from Ostrea edulis (European flat oyster), 2649 nucleotides. RefSeq lists its product as uncharacterized. Lineage: Eukaryota; Metazoa; Mollusca; Bivalvia; Ostreida; Ostreidae. Bases 240 to 1094 code for a protein of 284 amino acids. The transcript has 6 exons. The record is from RefSeq and is a predicted model, not a curated record.